AGUAAUAAUUCGAACCUGCUGAAACACCAGAGGACUCACACAGGAGACAAACCGUUUGAAUGUCCUGACUGUGGGAAAAGUUUCAGACAGAAUUCCCACCGGCUGAAACACCAGAGGACUCAUAUAGGAGAGAAACCGUUUGAAUGUCCUAUUUGUGGGAAAAGUUUUAGUGAUAAUUCCAGCCUGGUGAUACACCAGAGGACUCACACAGGAGAGAAACCCUUUGAAUGUCCUAUUUGUGGGAAAAAAUUUAGUAAUAAUUCGAGCCUGGUGAAACACCAGCGGACUCACACAGGAGAGAAACCCUUUGAAUGUCCUGACUGUGGGAAAAGUUUCAGGCAGAAUUCUCACUUGUUGAAACACCAACGGACUCACACAGGAGAGAAACCCUUUGAAUGUCCUGACUGUGGGAAAAGUUUCAGACAGAAUUCUCACUUGUUGAAACACCAGAGGACUCAUACAGGAGAGAAACCCUUUGAAUGUCCUAUUUGCGGGAAAAGUUUUAGUAAUAAUUCAAGCCUGGUGAAACACCAGUGGACUCACACAGGAGAGAAACCCUUUGAAUGUCCCGAUUGUGGGAAAAGUUUUAGUUGCAAUUCCAAUCUUGUGAGUCACCAGAGGACUCACACAGGAGAGAAACCCUUUGAGUGUCCUAUCUGUAGGAAAAGUUUUCAUUAUAACUCCAACCUUGUGAAACACCAGAGAACUCACACAGGAGAGAAAACCUUUGAAUGUCCUGAUUGUGGGAAAAGUUUCAGUCAGAAUUCCCACCUGGUGAUACACCAGAGGACUCAUACAGGAGAGAAACCUAUUGAAUGUCCUACUUGUGGAAAAAGUUUUAGUAAUAAUUCAAGCCUUGUGAUACACCAGAGGACUCAUACAGGAGAGAAAUCCUUUGAAUGUCCUAUUUGUGGGAAAAGUUUUAGUAAUAAUUCGAGCCUGGUGAAACACCAGUGGAUUCACAUAGGAGGGAAACCGUUUGAAUGUGCUAUUUGUGGGAAAAGUUUUAAUCGCAAUUCCACAUUGGUGAUACACCAGAGGACUCAUACAGGGGAGAAACCUUUUGAAUGUCCUCUUUGUGGGAAAAGUUUCAUACAGAAUUCUGACCUGGUGAAACACCGGAGGACUCACACAGGAGAGAAACCCUUUGAAUGUCCUGACUGUGGGAAAAGUUUUAGUCGCAAAUCCAACCUUGUGAGGCACCAGAGGACUCACAGAAGAAAAGAGAAACCCUUUGAAUGUCAUCAUUGUGGGAAACAUUACUGUCAGAAUUCCCACCUGGUGAUACACCUGAGAGAAAUCAUUGAACUGUCCAGGCUGUAGAUGUUAUUUCAAGCAUAAAUCAUCCCUUAUUGCAGACAAAUA
This is a messenger RNA of Notechis scutatus (mainland tiger snake), 1365 nucleotides long. The record is from RefSeq and is a predicted model, not a curated record. Lineage: Eukaryota; Metazoa; Chordata; Lepidosauria; Squamata; Elapidae.